This is a messenger RNA of Trichechus manatus latirostris (Florida manatee), 1484 nucleotides long. RefSeq names its product advanced glycosylation end-product specific receptor (gene AGER). Gene Ontology annotation, molecular function: signaling receptor activity; laminin receptor activity. Gene Ontology annotation, biological process: regulation of p38MAPK cascade; regulation of inflammatory response. The record is from RefSeq and is a predicted model, not a curated record. The coding region runs from base 55 to 1311 and encodes 418 amino acids. The transcript is spliced from 11 exons. NCBI's taxonomy places the organism in Eukaryota, Metazoa, Chordata, Mammalia, Sirenia, Trichechidae. Gene Ontology annotation, cellular component: plasma membrane.
UGGCCACAGCAGCGAAAGGGGCAGACAGCGUCAGGAGCCUGGGGAGGAAGCAGGAUGGCAGCAGGGGCAGCAGCUGGAGCCUGGGUGCUGGUCCUCAGUCUGUGGGGAGCAGUAGUAGGCAGUCAGAACAUCACAGCCCGGAUUGGAGAGCCACUGGUGCUGAACUGUAAGGGGGCCCCCAAGAAACCACCCCAGCAGCUGGAAUGGAAACUGAACACAGGCCGGACAGAAGCUUGGAAGGUCUUGUCUACCCAGGGAGACUCCUGGGAUAGCGUAGCUCGCAUCCUCCCCAACGGCUCCCUCCUCCUUCCUGCUGUCGGGAUCCAGGAUGAGGGGACAUUCCGGUGCCGGGCAAUGAGCCGGAAAGGAAAGGAGACCAAGUCCAACUACCAAGUCCAAGUCUACAAGAUUCCUGGGAAGCCAGAAAUUGUAGAUCCUGCUUCUGAACUCACAGCUGGUAUCCCCAAUAAGGUAGUGGAAGAAAAAGAAGAAGGUGACCCUGUGAAUGAGAGAGGAGUGGGGACCUGUGUGUCGGAGGGGGGCUACCCUGCAGGGACUCUCAGCUGGCACCUGGAUGGGAAACCCCUGAUAUCUGAUGGGAAAGGAGUGUCUGUGAAGGAAGAGACCAGGAGACACCCUGAGACAGGGCUUUUCACAGUCCAGUCGGAGCUGAUGGUGACCCCAGCCCUGGGACAAGCUCCUCGCCCUACCUUCUCCUGUAGCUUCAGCCCUGGCCUGCCCCGGCGCCGAGCCCUGCAUGCAGCCUCCAUCCAGCCCAGUGUCUGGGAGCCCGUGCCCCUGGAGAAGGUCCAAUUAGUGGUCGAGCCAGAAGGUGGAGCAGUAGCUCCUGGUGGAACUGUGACCCUGACCUGUGAAGCCCCUGCUCAGCCCCCACUUCAGAUCCACUGGCUCAAGGAUGGCAUGCCCCUGCCCCUGCCUCCCAGCCCCGUGCUGCUCCUCCCUGAGGUAGGGCCUCAGGACCAGGGAACCUACAGCUGUGUGGCCACCUAUCCCGCCCACGGGCCCCAGGAAAGCCCUGCUGUCAGCAUCAGCAUCAUCGAAACAGGUGAGGAGGGGACAACCACAGGCUCUGUUGGGGGGCUGGGGCUGGGAACUCUAGCCCUGGCCCUGGGGAUCCUGGGAGGCCUGGGGACAGCCGCCCUGCUCAUUGGGAUCAUCAUGUGGCAAAGGCGAAAACACCGAGGAGAGGAGAGGAAGGCCCCAGAAAACCAGGAGGAGGAGGAGGAGCACGCAGAGCUGAAUCAGUCGGAGGAGCCUGAGGUGGCUGAGGGCAGUGCAGGAGGGCCUUGAGGGGUCAACAGCCAAACCUCAGCUGCAGCUCCCUUUUCUUUUUCCCUCUCGCUGUUCUGGCCCCAGCCCAGCUCUUCCCUGUACAAUAUCUACCCCAACUUGCCAAACCUCCUUCCACAACCAGGGCCCCCUGCAUACAGUGACAAGUAAACACCUGACACAUCCUGCACCAU